Puccinia graminis f. sp. tritici CRL 75-36-700-3 is the source of this 1434-nucleotide messenger RNA. RefSeq lists its product as uncharacterized. The record is from RefSeq and is a predicted model, not a curated record. Lineage: Eukaryota; Fungi; Basidiomycota; Pucciniomycetes; Pucciniales; Pucciniaceae. The transcript is spliced from 4 exons. Bases 1 to 1434 code for a protein of 477 amino acids.
AUGCACUGGAACAUUCACAUCAGGCAACUGGUUGAUAUUUUGCUGGACCAAUUUGGUUUUAAGGCCCAUCCACUGGGCGAACCGCUUCCGGAACCAACUGACAAUCAUAAGAAACCAUUUGCGCCGAGGACCCCCCUGCAAAGCCAGAUCCACCAUGCAGCCCUUCACGUCAACCAAACCAUCAACCAACACACCCAAGAGCUCCAGACAAACCCCAACGCUCCCCAGACCUUCUGCCUCCGGUAUCCAACCUACGAGAAGUUUGUGGAGUACUCCAUUAGCAUGGAGAAAAAGUGUAAGCUUUUGCCAAAGGACAAAAUGGUUGUGUUGUUGGAAGAGGCUGGAAGAUGUGUGGGGGUGGCUGUUCCGCCUGAUCAUACUAAAGAAGAUGGGAUAUUCUUAUCACCCCCUGAUCGUGCACUGGCUGGCCUGAAUGAUGCCAUUAAGAAUUGCAAUUGGAACGAGGCCAAGGAUGAAAUAGUGUACAGUACUGUUCCCCCACCUGGUCCCCUUCAAACUCCAAAACCCCUGGAUAUGGACAACAAAGGGGAAAUCCGUGAUCCAAAACCCAAAACCACUGAAGAAGAAGAACCACCAUCCAAUGCUUUCCAGCCCCCUGCCCAACAAUCCCAGACCCCCCACCACCCCCCAAAUCCCAAACCCCAGGCAGCCUUGCCACUGUACGCUUCUAAAACCCCUGCGCCAAAGCGUAAAUCCCAUCCAGACCCUCCAAAUCCCAAACCCAGAGCAGGCAAGGCAAAAAAGAAAUGUAAAACAUCCAAAUAUUUGGAGGACAACAACAACACUAACACCGACCCCAAUCCUCUCCCACCACCAGAACCGCAACUCAAUACUAAAGGAAAAAAUACAAUUUCCUAUCAGCCUUAUGGAUAUGGACUGGGAGAAAAAAAUUCCACAGGUAUGCAGGACCUUAAGAUCCAAGUGAAAGUGACGCCAUCUGCACGACCUCAAAUCGACGAAUCAUCACUUCAAGGACGUGGUAUUGGUUGGAGGGACAAGCCAAAAGUGGAGCCCAAUCUCCCAGACCCCCAAAAGACAGGUACCAACCGCUCCAACUGCCUGGAGAUGGUUAACAUGAGGAAUGAAUUGAAAUAUCAAUUUGCUUUAUCUCUAUGGAUAAAUAAAGCAUUCUUACCUCAAUCAGUUGAUGUUGCAGAAAAAGCGGUUGAGUAUCUCCUGGCCAAUGGAUCUGGAUGGUUGCGUGAAACCUUGCUUUGUGAAUCCAACAAGAUCCUUGCUUGUGUGGCAUGUCAUGGCCUUCAUGGCUAUUCCUUCCAUGGACCGGGGCUGCCCCGCCACCUCCAAUCCAAGAAACCGGAAAUGCAGCUGUCAGAGGCAGUUUGGUUGGUGUCCUGCAAGGCCAGUUGCAUUUGUCAGAGAGCAACUUGGCACUUGCAAAUCAGUUAUUCCUAG